UUGUUUUGCACAAAUUACCAAAACGAUUACCACUCAUGCUUCUGAACAGUCAUGGGUUAAAUGUGUAGCUGCCUAAACAAUGGAUCUACAGAUAACCUUGUUAACAUUGUUCUUUAUUCUGACUGUGCAGGUGAAUUGCAACUCUCAUCUGUCAAAACAAGAUCUGGAGCUGAAGGGAAAGGCAUUCUUAAUGUGUUUCACAAGAAAGUUUUAUGACUUCACCUGCUUCUGGGAGGCACCUGUAGGACAAUCCUAUGACUUCCUUUAUCAAACAGAUGAGGGUGAGGAGAGCAGAUGUAACAUAAGUCAGCAGCAGACUGCAGAAGGAAAAAUCUUCCAUGUCUGCUUCUUCCCACCCAGUGAUGUCUUUAUGUUCUCUCCCUUAAACAUCAAAAUGGUUGAUAAAGACACCAACACAACUGUCUACAACGACAUGCUUUAUGUAGAGGACAACUGCCUGUUAUAUCCUCCAUCGAAUGUAUCUGUUCACCAUACUGGAAAGGCAGGGGAAAUUCUGGUUAAGUGGCCAGCAGCAACAGAAAAACCUGUUCAAUAUGAGCUACAUUACACCUCGAAUGCAUUACAGGAUACAGUUAAACUGAAAAAAGAUUCCAAAUGUGAGCACACGCUGACCUCCCUGGUCCCAGGACAGCUAUGCACAGUGCAGAUAAGGGUUAAGCACACUUUAACUGAUACUGGUGGCCACUGGAGUCACUGGUCACAUCCAGUUACAGUCAUGGUACCUCAGACAGCAGCUGACAUUGAGUUAAAGUGCCACACUUCUGAUCUACACCAAAUCCGUUGUCAGUGGAACGAGGAGCGAUAUGGUCAAGCAAACCUUCAUUACCAACAAACUGUCAGGAAUAUUUGGGGGAACUGGAAGACCUGUGAGAAGAGUAUUGCCUAUGCAAGUCAAUGUUUUCUCUAUGGAGAGAAAUGCACCAUGUUUCAAGUUUACCUUAAUGCUACCUCCGGGCUCUUUAACCGAACCUUUUACAUGGAUGUGUUCAGCAUGAACAAUAGCAUUAAAACAGAGCCUCCAGGAGAGCUGAAAGAGGAGAUCAUUGGAGAAAGGCUUUGUCUGAGAUGGCUUUCUCCUCUUCCACAAAUAUCUGAGCAUUUACUGUAUCAGAUUCGCUACCGAACACAAAGAGAGAACAAGUGGAAGAUUUUUACAAUGCAAAAUCCUAAUACCAGCACCUGUCUGGAUGUACAAGCCAGUGGCACCUACACCAUUCAAAUAAAAGCUAUCCCCAAUGGAUUAUUGUACAAAGGGCAGUGGAGUGAUUGGUCUAAACCUCUAACAAAACAACUUAUUUCACAAUCAGGGAUGCUGUUUAUUGCCUGUGUACUAUUUGGCUUACUCAUUUCUGUUGUAUUGUUCUUCUCGUUCUCCAGAAAGUUCAUGCGGCUUCUGUGGCCACCGGUCCCGAAUCUGAAAAAUGUUCUGGAAAAUAUCCUGAAAGAUAUUGAUGGAGAACACUGGGAGCCCAACAUCAAGCUGUGUGAUGAUGAGGCCCCUGCUUCUGUGGUGGAGAUCAUGUCUGAUAAGAAAAUUUCCUGGACGUCAAACUACCCAGAUUUCCAACACUUCCAGUUGGCUGUGGAUUACAAAGAGGAGCAGGGCCUGGAGAUGAGCCAAGAGUACGUAAUCUUAAAAUCCAGCCCCGUCUACGACAUCUCAAACCUGAACGGGAACGAUUAUGUUUAUAGACUGAAUGCCUCAUUGGAUCAGCUUGAGGAAAAAGUCUGCUGUUAUUCUUCUCUUUGUUCGGACACUUUUUCUGUCUCCUCCACCAACAUCCUAAACCAUUCUUAUGUAGCUGAGAUUGAGAGUCUCCGAACCAUAACAGGAAAUUACAGCAAUAUUGAAACGGUAGCAACGGCUAAGGACAAGUGAAAAAGGCAGGGCAUGGCAGGGCAGGGCAGGGCAGGGCAUGGCAGGGCAGGGCAGGGCAGGGCAGGGCAGAUUCAUCUUCCGGUAGGCAUAGUGCAGGAAAAUCUUUUGGGGUUUAAUCUACAUGCUGUCAGGUUUGAAAGCAUUAAAGUAAAAUGGAAAUCUCUGUGUAUCUCUGACAGUAGUGUAAAUAUGCAUUGUUUUGCUUAAAACUAGAGGCUGUGCAGUAUGUUAAAAUCUCUGAAUACAUUAUUCUGCAAGCAUAAGGCAUGCCAGAUAGAGGAAACUUUAAAAUGAGCCAGCAGUAAGUGUCAUUUCUGUUGAACCACUUGUGAUAACCAACUGAUUUUCCACAGUCAUCACUUUGAAAUGUUUUACCACAAGUUAAAAACUGCCAGACUUUUCAGACGCGGAUAUAUAUAUAUAUAUAUAUAUAUAUAUAUAUAUAUAUAUAUAUAUAUAUAUAUAUAUAUAUCCAUUAGAGGAGAAAUAGAGUUCACCGUGUCGUAAUUACAUUUAUUCAGUGUGCAAUCACUAAGAUAGCGUUUUUGUUUUGUAUAUUAUAUUAACAGUAUGUUACAAGAUAGCAACAUGAUGCAGAUGUAUUAUGUAAUAAAUAUUUAGCAAUC
This is a messenger RNA of Tachysurus fulvidraco (yellow catfish), 2526 nucleotides long. It is a transcript of the gene mpl, whose product is annotated as MPL proto-oncogene, thrombopoietin receptor. The record is from RefSeq and is a predicted model, not a curated record. The coding region runs from base 80 to 1900 and encodes 606 amino acids. Gene Ontology annotation, biological process: hemopoiesis; cytokine-mediated signaling pathway; positive regulation of cell population proliferation. NCBI's taxonomy places the organism in Eukaryota, Metazoa, Chordata, Actinopteri, Siluriformes, Bagridae. Gene Ontology annotation, molecular function: cytokine receptor activity; protein binding. The transcript is spliced from 12 exons. Gene Ontology annotation, cellular component: external side of plasma membrane.